Molecule: messenger RNA, 690 nt
Organism: Daktulosphaira vitifoliae (grape phylloxera)
Lineage: Eukaryota; Metazoa; Arthropoda; Insecta; Hemiptera; Phylloxeridae
Exons: 2
Coding region: 119-553 (144 amino acids)
Source: RefSeq, a predicted model, not a curated record
UUCCAGUACUAUUGUCACUAUUCCAAUAAUUAUGCAAAAUUUUAAUUUCGGUAAUAGGGCACCUUACGAUUUCAAAGCAGUAAUAAUUGAACAACUAAGCGACCAUUAUUAAAUCGCUAUGAAAAUUAAAAUGUUAUUUUUCAAUCAGAAUUUCCUGAGUGCAUUUUAUUUUAUAAUACCACUAAUUCUACAACUCAUAUGUCAGGUUUGCUCAUUCAGUCUAGAAGAUGCACUUAUAAAGGCAAAUGCUGAAGGUUUUCCUACUGAAUUAUUGUACAGUGUGGCUGGUUUAGAAGGUCGUUCAGACAACGUCAAAGAAAAAUUAGCAGCUGCUUUGGAAAACCCCGAGGUACAAGAAGCAGCGCGUAAGGCAGCUAUAGAAUAUGCAUUAAAAGAUAUUACAAACUCAAGAGAAAAUAUGGUAGGUUAUUGUCAGUAUUCAUGGCUUAGGUGGUUACCAUUUAUGAACUGUGAUGAAACAGUUUCAUCAGAAACCCGAAAUAAUCUCCAAAUACUCAGCACUAAAAGAAAUUGUGUAAAAAAAAAAAUGUAGUUUUUAAUUUUUUGUUUAUACUAAUUCUUUAAAGUUAAUACAAUGAUACUUCUGAAAAACUUUAUUUAAUGGAAAAGGCACAAAUCUUUUUUUUUUUAUAAAUCACUGUUAAUUUUAAUAAAAAUAUAUUAAACAAU